Molecule: messenger RNA, 1089 nt
Organism: Closterium sp. Naga37s-1
Lineage: Eukaryota; Viridiplantae; Streptophyta; Zygnematophyceae; Desmidiales; Closteriaceae
Source: the annotation of a GenBank genome assembly
AUGGUGAAACCGCGUAGCAACAAAGUUGGCAAGAAGUUGGAGGGAGGUGACCACGGAAAGGAGACGGAGACGAAUGUUCCUGACGUACUUGUGCCAGACGCUGCUGACAAGAGCCGGGCCAUCUCCCCAGCGACGCCUGCUGUGCUUGGCCCUUUUGAAGACCUGCUUGAUCUGCAAAACAAGGCGGACAAUGCUGCUGGUACUGGUGAUGGCGUCGCUGUUGACGAGGCGACUUCUGGAGGACAAGAUGAAGUCCCGGUGAAAGAAGGAUCUACUGACACGGACAAUAAGGAUGAUGAAGAAGAAGACUUGUCUGAUCCGGUCCCGGAGGAUGAAGACGAUGGGUAUCUGAGUGAUGACUCGGACGAACACCUAGAACCUGCCUCGCUCUCCAGUGCUUUGGCUCUGAAACGUUUCACACUAACCUUGCUGGUGACGAUCCUCAGGAAAACAGAGAUCAAGCGCGCUGCUGUUACGAUAGCUGCGUUGUUGGACGACUGGAAGGACCAGUUAACUCCAGAUGUGCUGCAGACCACGACCUACCAGGAGCUUUCGGCGACCUUCUUCCCUGGCACACGCUACGGUCGGCUGCAAGUCACAUUUAACCAUGUCAGAGACGCGAACUUCGUAUGGAAUCAAGUCAUCAAACACGAGUGUGUGAAUGGGGACAUCAUCGACCUUACCUGGCAAUUCCCUGAAGACGCGCGCUUCCUCCGAGAACGUGUUCUGAACCCGUUGGCGCAGGAGGUGGUGGUCAAGGGGGUGCCGGCAGAAAUCACUGCGGAGCUUAUUCGCCAUCUGCUGGUUGUGUCAAAGCUGGUCAAGCGAGGCAGGAGUGCUUUUGCCAGCGGUUUUGGCUUUCACCUUAUACUCACCUCCACAGGAGGGAUGCGGGAGGAGUGGGUGUGUGUGCAGACCGUAUGCGAGAAGGCACAGGGGAACCGGUUCGAGCAGGCAGCGGCUCACGUUGCAUCUGCCAAGCACAAGGGGGGUCUGCGUACAGACGGAGCGGCAACCCGUGCCAGCAAGCACUCUCAGGAGAUGGCUGCUUUCAAAAAGGACUUCAUUGUCAAACUGGCAGCGAAGUGA